Molecule: messenger RNA, 2747 nt
Organism: Lytechinus variegatus (green sea urchin)
Lineage: Eukaryota; Metazoa; Echinodermata; Echinoidea; Temnopleuroida; Toxopneustidae
Product: DNA replication licensing factor mcm7-like
Exons: 16
Coding region: 144-2321 (725 amino acids)
Biological process (GO): DNA strand elongation involved in DNA replication; DNA replication initiation; double-strand break repair via break-induced replication
Cellular component (GO): MCM complex; nucleus
Molecular function (GO): single-stranded DNA binding; ATP hydrolysis activity; ATP binding
Source: RefSeq, a predicted model, not a curated record
ACUCGCGCUGGUGUGUCACGUGAUAUAUUUCGCGCCAGGUUCGUCUGUGUGAUUUUGUACACAAAAGGGUCUGCUAGCUGUUCAAGAAAUAUUGUUUUCGUUGUCGAAUUUGAUUGAAAUACAGUAAAUUACAAGUUCACACCAUGGCAGCCAGGGAUUACAUUGCAGAAAAGGACAAAUGCAAAGGCUUCUUGACUGAUUUCUAUGUCGAUGGAGGAAGGAAAGGAAAGAAGAACUUCAAAUAUGCACAACAGUUGGUGAGCAUUGCACACAGAGAGCAGGUUGCCCUCACCAUCGACCUCGACGACGUCUCUGAACACGAUCCAGAACUUGCUGAGGCCAUCGUUGAGAACACCCGCCGUUACAUCCAGCUCUUUGCUGAUGCGAUCCAUGAUCUGCUUCCAGAUUACAGACAGAAAGAGGUGAUCCACAAAGAUGCGUUGGACGUGUACAUCGAGCAUCGUCUUCUUAUGGAGCAGAGGGUGAGAGGUCCUAACGCUGGUGAGCAGCCUCGUGAUGCAAGGAACCAGUUUCCCGCUGAACUCAUGAGGAGAUAUGAGCUGUACUUCAAGACAUCCUCCCAGCAGAAAGCCCUCUCUGUCCGUGACAUCAAGGCCGACCGCAUCGGCAAGCUGGUCCAGGUCCGGGGUAUCGUGACCAGGUCAACAGAGGUCAAGCCCAUGAUGACCGUUGCUACCUACACCUGUGACCAGUGCGGUGCUGAGACUUAUCAACCGAUCAAUUCUCCAAUGUUCAUGCCUCUCCUGACGUGCCCUAGUCAAGAAUGUACAACAAACAAAUCAGGUGGUCGUCUCUACCUCCAGACCCGAGGGUCAAAGUUCGUCAAGUUCCAGGAGGUCAAGAUCCAGGAACAGAGCGACCAGGUUCCCAUCGGUAACAUCCCCCGCAGCAUGACGGUCUACGCUCGGGGCGAGACGACGCGCCAGUGCCAGCCGGGUGAUCAUGUCAGCGUCACCGGCGUGUUCCUCCCGAUGUUGAGGGCGGGCUUCAGGCAGAUGACCCAGGGUUUGCUCUCAGAGACAUUCAUGGAUGCACAUAGUAUCAUCAAGAUGAACAAAGCUGAUGAUGAAGAGAUGUCAAUGGAAGAGCUAUCUGAGGAGGAGGUUCAGCAGAUUGCAGAGGAAGACUUCUAUGAGAAGCUUGCCUGUUCCAUUGCACCCGAGAUCUACGGAAUGGAGGAUGUCAAGAAAGCUCUCCUCUUACUCCUGGUCGGUGGGGUCGAUAGGUCGCCCAAGGGAAUGAAAAUCAGAGGUAACAUUAACAUCUGUUUGAUGGGUGAUCCUGGUGUAGCCAAGUCUCAGUUGCUGGGAUACAUUGACCGCCUUGCGCCAAGGAGUCAGUACACGACAGGUCGAGGGUCAUCUGGCGUUGGUUUGACCGCUGCGGUCAUGAAGGAUCCCAUCACGGGUGAGAUGAUUUUGGAAGGGGGUGCCCUUGUGCUGGCUGAUGAGGGCGUAUGCUGCAUCGACGAGUUUGACAAGAUGAACGAGACGGACAGGACGGCUAUCCAUGAAGUGAUGGAACAACAGACUAUCUCUAUUGCAAAGGCUGGUAUCAUGACCUCGUUGAAUGCCCGUGUCUCCAUCCUGGCUGCUGCCAAUCCCGCCUAUGGUCGUUAUAACCCCAAGAAAUCCCUCGAGCACAACAUCCAGCUUCCGGCUGCUCUCCUCUCUCGAUUUGAUCUACUGUGGCUCAUCCAAGACAAGGCGGACAGGGAGAAUGAUUUGAGACUUGCCCAGCAUAUCACCUAUGUUCAUCAGCAUUGCAAGCAACCUCCCACCCAGACAAACCCACUUGACAUGAACCUAAUGAGACGUUAUAUCGCCCUCUGUAAGACCAAACAGCCAGUCAUCCCAGAGGCCUUGACGGACUACAUCACAGGGGCAUAUGUAGAGAUGCGUAAAGAGGCUCGCGGGAGCAAGGAUUCAACAUUCACAUCUGCCAGAACUCUGCUUAGUAUUCUCCGACUUGCAACGGCUCUGGCCCGUCUGCGUUUGAUUGAGGUAGUGGAGAAGGAGGAUGUCAACGAAGCGAUGCGUCUCAUGGAGAUGUCUAAGGAAUCUUUGAUUGGCCAGUCAGAUACGGCUGCAAGGCCCCAGCGUGCCGAAGAUGUGAUCUACCGAAUCGUGUGCGAUGCGAUCUCCGAGAUGUCUGGCCGUAGCAUCAAGUACACCGAGGCGCGGCAGGCGUGCCUCGCCAAGGGCUACACCAACGACCAGUACGAGGAAGCCAUCGAAGCGUACGAGGAGCUGAACGUUUGGCAGGUCAACACGGCGAAAACGAAGAUCACGCUGGUCUAGAACGAUGAUGACGAUAAUAUGGACAAUUCAGUCUGCAAACACAGACUCAAAUUUGAUAUUUUUAAAAUUAAUACCAUGUCUAGAAUGAAGACUAAGACUCCAAGCUCUCUCUCUCUCUGUAUCAUGCAGCCUUAGUGCAUAAGUGAAUUUAGUCUCACUAUUUCAGACCCUACAUUAUUAUGCAUGACAAGAAAUCUAAGGUCUGUGCCUGCAGACUAUCGAAGAGUGAGUGCAGACAUUGCCGUUGAGUACAUAGGAAUAUCAAGCAUUGGCAGAUGCGCUUUAAUGAGAGGAUCCUGUGGGCUUUAGAUUUUAACGUUGGCAAAGCGACCUUAGAGGAAAGUGUGAACUCAUGAGGUGUAAUCAAAGAACGCAGAAGAUGAGCAGCAGGACGAAUCGGGAAAUAUGUAUGUCUGAAUCUAUGUG